Molecule: messenger RNA, 3058 nt
Organism: Periophthalmus magnuspinnatus
Lineage: Eukaryota; Metazoa; Chordata; Actinopteri; Gobiiformes; Gobiidae
Product: rho GTPase-activating protein 20-like
Exons: 17
Coding region: 59-3058 (999 amino acids)
Biological process (GO): regulation of Rho protein signal transduction; signal transduction
Molecular function (GO): GTPase activator activity
Source: RefSeq, a predicted model, not a curated record
CUGGACUGGACUUUCCUCCCGCGGCUCCGGGCAUCACCUGUGCGCGGAGACACGGCCAAUGAACAGCAUGUCUCCUCAACAACAAUCAGACAACAACCUCAACCGAGCAGGCGCCCAGCGGGACAAUAAAACAAGGAUGAAGUCUCAGAGUUACCGGCGUCAGUCUGCUCCAUCUCUGGUCAUCACCAAAGCCCUGACCAGGUCCAAGACUCUGUCCAGGGAGAGUUUCGUGGUGUCCAUAUGUCCAGAGACCAGUGCGUUUGUUCAGUCCUUUUUAAGUGGAUUUGAUCGAUCGUUUCUCCUCCACGGACACGCUCAACUCAAAACAGGACUGCAGACUCAAGACCGACACCUGUUCCUCUUCACCGAUGUCCUGGUUAUUGCUAAAGCGAAGUCUUCAAACCAGUUCAAGCAGAAGGCGCAGGUGUCUCUGUGUGAGAUGUGGACCGCUGGAUGUCUGGACGAGGUGUGUGAGGGGACCACAUAUCCAGAGAGGAGCUUCGUUUUGGGCUGGCCAACCUCCAACUGUGUGGCUGUGUUUGGCUCGGCCGAACAAAAGGAAAAAUGGCUGACACUUCUCAAAAGUCGGAUAAAAGAAGAGAAGGAAAACGAAGAACCCAAAACGAUCCCUUUGAGAGUUUAUGGAAAAGGAAUCAAUACUUUUGCUGUUACUAAAACACUUCCUGUUAGUAACUCAGAUUCGACCAAUGAGGUGAUCCGACUGGCCUUGCAGCAGUUUGGAAUUAUCGGUCAUGUCAAAGACUACCAGUUAUGGGUAAUCUCCAAGCGAGACAACACUCCCUAUCCUCUCAUUGGUCAUGAGUUCCCGUUCAGUAUCCAGAUGAACCACGUGCGACAGUCGAGAGAAGGAAGAGAGGGCAGAGAGGAGGAGAGGCUGGUGUAUAAACAGUGUCAGUUCAUCCUCAAAGUACGACCCAAUGACGUCAUCCAACAGCACGAGGCAACAGAUUUCUCUCAGAAGUCAUUCAAGCGUCGCCGUUCUCUGAUCACUUGGGCGUUUUGGAGAGGCCCUGCUCAGCUCACAGACCCUUCGCUCAGUGGCGCCCCUAGAGGCUGCUUGUUUGGACAACCGCUGAGCUCCGUGUGCAUCGAGAAUACACUGCCCAAACCUGUCAUGGAUAUGUUGACGUUCCUGUACCACGAGGGCUGUUGGACUAGAGGAAUAUUUCGUCGUCCGGCCGGAGCGCGAGCUGUGAGGGAACUGCGGGAUUCUUUAGACUCUGGAGAAAUUCAACUCCCAAUGACCAGAGACCACGUUUUCAUCAUCGCUGGAGUCUUCAAGGAGUUCUUGCGGAGUAUCCCGAACAGUUUGUUGUGUUGUGAACUUUAUGAAGAGUGGCUCGAUGCUUUGGAGGAAGAUGACGAGGAAGAGGAGCAGGUGCACGAUGUACAAAGGAUCCUCCUCCGACUGCCAAAGGAGAACACCAUGCUGUUGCGCCACCUGCUGGCUGUACUCCACGUGAUCCAGAGCAACGCCUCAGAAAACCAGAUGACCAGUUUGAACCUGUCCAUCUGCAUCGCCCCGAGUCUGCUGUGGCCACCGGGGGCAGCACACAGCCCUGUGGUGGAGGAGGAGGGAACUAAGAGGAUCUGUGACUUGGUGAAGUUCAUGAUCGAACACUGUCAGAUGAUUUUUGGAGAAGAUCCCUCCACGAUGUUGGGAGGGCCGCCCCAGAGACAAACGCCAGAGGAGGAGACAGAAUCUUGGCAGUACCCUUUGACCGACUCCUCCUACGACAGCCUGGAGAAUGAACUGGACAACAGCAGCGGAGGAUCCCCGAGUCUCAUUCAACGCAAAAUGGAUAAUCACCAUGGCAACCACCACCAACCUCUCCAGGGCAGCCUCGAUUCAAUCCUAACAUUCAGCGACUACGAUCAAGAAAACGACACCGAAAACCCCUCCAAAGCAACAAGACAUUACCGUAUUGAGAAACUUGGAGGUGAUAGCGUCAUAUACAGCUCGAAACAGGACUAUAAAUACGUUGAGUCGUCCCCGUCUCUUGGCUCGCCAUCUUUAGAGGCUAGACAUCGACCAAGGAGGAGAUCUGAACCCGCUGUUACUUAUAUAAGGAAGUUACAGCCUUAUAACUCAAAUACAGGUGAUGACGAGCAGCUGAACAGCCAAUCAGAUUUGAGAGAUGAGUCCAAGAGGCGCGACUUGGGGUUCGGAAUGAAACGUUUAGGCCUAGAAGCUAGUUUGUCAAGUUUAUCAUCAACUCCUAACUCUCCAGCACCUAAUUACUCAUCAAUUGAUUCACUGGACUCUUUCAGCUUUGAUAAAUCGCAAAGACAGCAAGUAAAAGCAAGCCUUACAGAUGAAAUCCCAGUUAGUAUCAUUUCAGCACCGGAAGAUUAUAGUGCAAAGGGUUCUCCGCCUAAAGACUUGGGAACGUUGAAAAGUUGUGGGAAUCUUCAUCCAAAUUCGUGGUUGAAAAAGGAUUGGAGGUUGACGUUAAGCCAUAAGGACAAUUUGAAGAAGGAAGAGAAGACACCGAUAGUAGCAGCUGAUAAGUUUCCUGUGGUCAUCAAAGGAGGUCCAGAGAAGUCCAAGGCCAAAGUAGUCCAGACCAAACCGGGCCAAAGAGGAUCCAAAGAAGACCAGGUCCAAACCAGCCCCUCCCCCUCUCUGUUCUACCGGCAGAGCGGUCCCACACUGUCCCUGUUCAAGAAGCAGAGAUCUACAGAGGAACAAGCUAAUCCUAAACUGUCCCAGAGACGUGGAUCAGAACCAAAUCGGGUUCUUGUCGAUCGGGUCUCUGGUCUCCAUAGAACCCGUCUUCCAAGCGACCCAGGACUGAAAGUAUCUGAGGUGGACGGCGAAGAGGCGUCCGCAGGGACAAGAUUUUGUCUUUCCCCUCAUGCGACAAAAGCAGUGAAGGACUAUUUCUCUUCACAUCCACGCAGCAAUCCCCAGAGCAGCAAACAGGUGGCACUAGCCCUGGUGGAGAGCCAGAGGGAGUGGAUUAAGCGGUGCAGUGACCCUCAAACUGAACCAGACUUUGAACAAUUGUUACUAGCAGAAGAGUCCUACGUCUAA